Oncorhynchus keta (chum salmon) is the source of this 2338-nucleotide messenger RNA. Its product is annotated as Krueppel-like factor 10. The record is from RefSeq and is a predicted model, not a curated record. The transcript has 4 exons. Gene Ontology annotation, biological process: regulation of transcription by RNA polymerase II. The coding region runs from base 231 to 1661 and encodes 476 amino acids. NCBI's taxonomy places the organism in Eukaryota, Metazoa, Chordata, Actinopteri, Salmoniformes, Salmonidae. Gene Ontology annotation, molecular function: DNA-binding transcription factor activity, RNA polymerase II-specific; RNA polymerase II cis-regulatory region sequence-specific DNA binding.
CUGAUCACGCGUUGAUUCUUGUUUUAUUGAUUCCUGUCUGACACACCUUUGUGUCUGAUUGGCUGAAAGUAGAGACCUGCCCCUCUGUAUCCACUGCAUUUGAAAUGAUCGCUGAAUGGAACUAGAAAAAGGAAAAGAGAAACAUCUAUUGUAACAUUUACCACAAAUCUGACUGUCACACACCACUUCAUUAACACAGUGACGUUACAUUCGAAACAUUGUCUCCGAAUAUGAGAAAAUGUAUGUCGUCCUUUGUCGAGCGACACAACAAUAGUGGCACAAUGGAAGUUGAUGAGCUGUACCAUCCUGGGAGUCAGAACCAUGAAGAGUCCCAGUGUCACCCUAUGGCCGUGGGAGACAUGGAGGCCGUGGAGGCUCUUAUGUUCAUGAACACCCACUGGAAAGCCAGGACUUCCAGGAGCUUCAAGCAUAGACAGUUCCGACCUCUGACCCCUUCCUCUGACUUCUCAGAGGAUGACUCUCGUCUCUCACUUGACCCGGCUGAGGUUCAUGAGUCUCUGUGUAUGACCCCGCCAUACAGCCCGCCAAACUUUGAGGCCAUUCACAGUCAUCCUGCUCCAGAGACAGUACAGACCUCCUGGUGCCAGAGCCAUAACCCACAGCCAGCACAGCAGGGCUUGACACAGCCACAGAUGGUCAGCCAGCCCCAAUCACAGGCCACUAGUGUGAUCCGUCACACUGCAGAUGCACAGCACUGCAGCUGGAGCAUCUGUCCAGCCGCCCCCCUGGAGCACAGACUAACCCAACCCCUGCCUCCCCAGCCAAGCCCAGACAGCAUCAACCCCCUGGCAGAUAGGCUAUCUGGCAGGGACUCCAAAGGGAACAUGACACCCCUUGACUCCUCUGCUGAACUGGCUGCCACCCAGGCUCUGGUUACUGUGACUCUGCCAGCCUCUGUUGGUAAAUUCCACCAACCUACAUCGGUGUCCCCUGUCAACAGUGGGGUUUCUCCUGUUCCGGUUUACUGCCAGAUACUACCUACUGUGCCCAUUGCAGCGAACAGUCAUAUUCCAAUGGUAGAGACCAGUCACCAACAACCGUCAGCAGCAGUUGGUCCUCCUUCAGUUUUCUUCAUGGGUGACCAGGUGACAAAGGGCCCUAUCAUCUUCUUGGUUCCCCGGCAAGUUGUUGGGAUCCAGCCGUCAGUGCUGACAUCUGGUGGCACCAAGCUGCCAGCCAUCGCCCCAGCGCCAGGCUUCACCUCAGUGGUCCAGCGGAGCAGCCUGCAGCCUGCUGAGGUGUCCAGAGUCCGCAGCCAUAUCUGCCCCCACGAGGACUGUGGCAAGACCUACUUUAAGAGCUCCCACCUCAAGGCUCACAUGAGGACUCACACAGGUGAGAAACCUUUCAAAUGCAGGUGGGAAGGCUGUGAGAGACGCUUCGCUCGAUCCGAUGAGCUAUCACGCCACCGUAGAACCCACACGGGAGAGAAGCGCUUCGCCUGCCCCAUGUGCCACAGCCGCUUCAUGCGUAGCGACCACCUGGCCAAGCACGCCCGUCGACACCUGGCCACCAAGAAGGUGCCCUGUUGGCAGAUGGGAGUCUGUCACAGCGGUGAUGCUACACAUGCAGUGUUUUCGGCACCGUUCCUUCGUCCUCUGCCCAGAAUAAACUCUUGCCUUAAAGACACUGUAGAAUAAGCUGUUUCUUCAUUAGAUGGGAAGGAACUCAUUCACUGUGCUACUGCUCACUGAAGACUUCAAUGCAAUUAAUUACAUGUUGAAUUCUUAAAAAACUAAAGUUCUUAGUUGUUACUUGUUUAAAGUUUCUUGACUUUUAAUUUCAUAUUUCAUUUAGGUCCACUUGAGAUAUUAUGUUGUUAUUGGCAGUUUAAUGUGUGAUGAAUGAUAGCAGGGUUUUACUCCUUUACAUUAAGUUUGAUCAGCUCUUGUUGAAGAUUAUACAAAUAUUAUUGUUUACAACUGUGCUUUGGACUACUGACAAGACGAGAUCACCCUAUUGUCAUUUGGUUAUAGUGGUGCCAACUGUCUGCUCUUUUGGGGGCAACCUCCAAAGUGUGGAGCAAGGUACAGAAAUGUAGAAGUUAACUGAACAGCCAGAGCCUUAAAUAGACUCUUCCAGAGCCUACCAAAUAAGUCAAUUACCGUUAAGGAUUGCAAAACUAUGCUUGACUGUUAGAUCUUGUGCAUUGAAUUGUUUUUCUACCUACUGAAUGUGCUCAAUACACUGUAUAUUUAAUAUUCAUGAGAAUUAUGUUUGGCCAAAGAUAGAAUGUUAAGAGAAAAUGUAUAUUUAACUUGACUAAAUUACAUAUUUCUUAUUUUGUUACAGGUGAAAUAAAGUGUGUAAAACUUUA